AUGGUCCGGCGGCUGAACGACGUCAUGGAGAGGCGGAGCAGGAAGACGUUGCGACGUGGUGAGCUCGUGGUGUUCGGCAGGGGCGUGCGGCUUGACAGCAACGGCCUUGGGUUUGCGGAGUCACCGUGCAGCGCAGCUCCCCGUGGUGGUUCCUCCACGUUCAACUCCUCCUCGUGGCUGGUCCGGCUCAGCGUGGUCGUCGAUGCAGUGGCGUCACAGCUUCCGGCCUGCACCCCCCCCCCCGCUCCGAUUUCCCCCAGCGCCCUAACCCUAGAAGGCCUAAAGCACUCCGUCCAGCGGCGCCUCCCCGGUCCGAUUUCCCUAGGCCGGCCGACCAGGAAGGACGCCGCUCCCUGCUGGACGGUCGCUGCCCCCACCCUGCUAGACGCCAUCGCCCCCCUUCAGGAACAGACAAGGUACGAUGCCGGAGACAUCACUGCCGUGAGCUCUGCACAGGAUCCCACUGUCCGGCUGCUGGAUGGCCAAGGCCGUCUUGGGAGCAGUGUAUCUCAUAGAUUGUUGUACCAAGGAUAUUGCAUGCUCAAACAUGAGUUGAUGAAAUGGGGUGUGCACAUAGCCAUUCAGGACAAGAUAGGAUCAGAGCAGAUAUGGGACCUCAAGAGAUUUGGAGCAAACUUAAAAGAUUAAAGCUUCAGGUUUGUUCAAUAUUGUAGCUUGUUAGCUGAUUUUGAACUUAAUUUUGGAUCAGUUGCAGACACCAAUUUUUUAUGGAUAGACUCUGAUUUAGGAGGAUACUUUACUUUGUAUUGUUGUGUAAGCUAUAUAUGGAGGUGACAGCCUUUAGGA
This is a messenger RNA of Panicum virgatum (switchgrass), 807 nucleotides long. RefSeq lists its product as uncharacterized. Lineage: Eukaryota; Viridiplantae; Streptophyta; Magnoliopsida; Poales; Poaceae. The record is from RefSeq and is a predicted model, not a curated record. The coding region runs from base 1 to 648 and encodes 215 amino acids. The transcript has 5 exons.